This is a messenger RNA of Populus nigra (black poplar), 3433 nucleotides long. RefSeq names its product probable phospholipid-transporting ATPase 8. NCBI's taxonomy places the organism in Eukaryota, Viridiplantae, Streptophyta, Magnoliopsida, Malpighiales, Salicaceae. Gene Ontology annotation, biological process: phospholipid translocation. The record is from RefSeq and is a predicted model, not a curated record. Gene Ontology annotation, molecular function: ATP hydrolysis activity; magnesium ion binding; ATP binding. Gene Ontology annotation, cellular component: plasma membrane.
ACAAAUUUCACAUCUCUCUGUUGUCUCAAUGUGCAAGUAAGAGAUCUCUCUCACCUCUAUCGAAAGUAAGGAAUUUUCCGUAGAAGCACGUAAGGAAUUUUCUACUUUCCGUGCAUGUAAGAAUUACAAGCAUAUUGAGCUUGUUUGCGUGUCAAUCGUUUGCUUGCUAGUUCCUUUUUCUCGCUCGAAGAUUCAUCAAAAAGAGUGGAAUAACGGGUGUCUAUAUCUUGUGUUUUGGUUGUUUAUAAUAGUUAUGACAUUAAUGUGGAUAUAUACUUAGGGGGCGUUGAUUUGUUCUCAUUUUCUUUCUGGAAAAAUUAAAGGGGCACAAUUGAAGAUUAGGCCACAAAAUGACUAAGGGAGAGAGCUUGCGUUUUAGCGAGUUAUUACCAUUCUCGUGCUUUAAAUCUCAGUCUAGUGAAAAUCAUGCUCGAAUUGGGCAAAAGGGAUACUCUAGGGUGGUUUAUUGCAAUGACCCUGAUAAUCCAGAGGCUAUUAAGCUUAAUUAUAGGGGAAAUUAUGUAUCAAAUACCAAGUAUACUGCGCUUAAUUUUAUUCCAAAGUCUUUGUUUGAGCAGUUUAGGAGGGUUGCAAAUUUUUACUUUCUUGUUGUAGCUUGUGUUUCAUUUAGUCCUUUAGCCCCCUAUACGGCACCUAGUGUUGCUGUACCUCUGCUUGUGGUGAUUGGAGCCACCAUGGCCAAAGAAGGUAUCGAAGAUUGGAGGCGAAGAAAGCAGGAUAUAGAGGCUAACAAUAGAAGGGUCAAAGUGUAUCAUAAAAAUUCUACCUUCCAUGAGACCAGAUGGAAGAAACUCCGAGUUGGAGACAUUGUUAAGGUGUCCAAGGAUGAGUAUUUUCCUGCUGAUCUGCUUCUGCUUUCAUCAAGCUAUGAGGAUGGAAUUUGUUAUGUUGAGACCAUGAAUCUUGAUGGAGAGACUGAUUUAAAAUUGAAGCAUGCCUUAGAGGUGACAUCCUCCCUACGUGAAGAAGAAUCCUUGAAGAAAUUUAUGGCCAUGAUUAAGUGUGAGGACCCGAAUGAACAGCUUUAUUCCUUUGUUGGAACAUUGUACUAUAACGGAUAUGAUUACCCACUUUUACCUCGGCAGAUUCUUUUAAGAGAUUCCAAACUCAGGAACACUGAAUUCAUCUAUGGUGUGGUUAUUUUCACGGGACAUGACACUAAAGUGAUGCAGAAUGUAGGAGACCCCCCCCCUUCUAAGAGGAGUAAAAUUGAGAGGAGAAUGGACAAGAUAGUUUAUCUCCUUUUCAGCAUGUUGGUUUUGAUAUCAUUUAUUGGAUCAAUAUUUUUUGGAAUUGAGACUACGAAGGAUUUUAGAGGUGGGAGAUUUAGAAGGUGGUAUCUUCGACCGGAUGACACAACUGUGUUUUUUGACCCCCAAAGAGCACCAAUUUCUGCAUUUUUUCAUUUCUUGACAGGACUUAUGCUGUAUGGAUAUCUGAUACCAAUAUCAUUGUAUGUGUCAAUUGAAAUUGUAAAGGUUUACAAACUUUUCAUUAACCAAGAUCAGGAUAUGUACUAUAAGGAAACCAACAAGCCUGCACAAGCACGCACAUCUAAUUUGAAUGAGGAGCUUGGGCAGGUUGAAUACAUAAUGUCUGACAAAACUGGUACAUUGACAUGCAACUCAAUGGAAUUUGUCAAAUGUUCUAUAGCAGGAGUUGCUUAUGGCUGUGGUAUGACAGAAGUAGAAAGGACCUUGGCGAGGAUAGCAGGUGAUGGGCCACUGGAAGCUGAUGAUACUAGAAACUCAGGAACAAUCAAGGGAUUCAACUUCAGAGAUGAACGUAUAAUGAAUGGACAGUGGGUUAAUGAACCCCAUUCAUAUGUCAUAAAGAAGUUCUUUCGAAUUUUAGCAGUCUGCAACACAGCAGUUCCUGAGAGAAACAAAGAAACAGGUGAAAUUUUUUAUGAAGCCGAAUCCCCAGAUGAAACAGCCUUUGUCAUAGCUGCAAGGGAGAUUGGAUUUGAGUUGUUUGAAAGGACACAAUCAAGCAUAUCAUUGCAUGAGUUGGACCCUGUUACUGGUGAAAAACUUACCAGUUUGGUGGUUGAGGGGGAGUCCUUGGCUUUUGCGCUACACAACAAGCUGGAGAAGAAAUUUUUGAAUCUUGCACUUGCUUGUGCUUCUGUUCUAUGUUGUCGGUCCACUCCCAAACAAAAAGCUCUUGUCACGAGACUGGUGAAAAUGGAUUCUAGUAAAACAACAUUGGCAAUUGGUGAUGGGGGGAAUGAUGUCAGCAUGCUUCAGGAGGCUGAUAUUGGAGUUGGCAUUAGCGGUGUUGAAGGAAUGCAGGCUGUGAUGUCAAGUGACUUUGCAAUUGCUCAAUUUCGUUUUCUGGAACGGUUAUUGCUGGUACAUGGCCACUGGUGCUAUAGGCGAAUAGCAAUGAUGGUAUGCUACUUUUUCUACAAGAACAUCACAUUUGGGUUUACUUUGUUUUGGUUUGAGGCCUAUGCUUCUUUCUCUGGUCAGCCUGCGUAUAAUGAUUGGUACAUGUCAUUCUACAAUGUAUUCUUCACUUCGCUUCCUGUAAUUGCUCUUGGUGUUUUUGAUCAGGAUGUUUCUGCACGGCUUUGUCUCGAGUAUCCUUUGUUAUAUAGAGAGGGAAUCAAAAACAUCCUCUUCAGCUGGCCCCACAUCCUUCUUUGGAUAUGUAAUGGAGUUCUUACUUCCAUAAUUAUCUUCUUCUUCACCAUCAAUUCCAUGAUCAAUCAAGCCUUCCGGAGAGAUGGUCAAGUUGUUGACUAUGAGAUCCUUGGGGCGACGAUGUAUACUUGUGUAGUUUGGGCCGUAAAUUGCCAAAUAGCACUCUCUAUCCAUUACUUCACCUGGAUUCAGCACUUCUUCAUCUGGGGAAGCAUAGCUUUCUGGUAUAUAUUUAUGGUGAUAUAUGGUUUUCUUCCACCCGGAGUAUCUACAACAGCACAUAAGGUUUUUGUGGAAGCCUGUGCACCCAGUAUUCUAUAUUGGCUUGUCACUCUUCUUGUUGUUAUUUCGACGCUGCUACCAUACUUCUCAUACAGGGCAUUUCAAUCUCGAUUUCUACCCAUGUACCAUGAUGAUAUAAUUUCAGUCAGAAGGAGGCCACGAGGCUGAGAUUUCUGAUGAGCCAGGAGGUGGGAAAAAAAAUCAAAACAGAUCAUGCAAAGGAAAAUACGAGGCAGAGAAACGUCUCAUGAAAAUGUGUAUUUGCAGCUGCCAACCGGGGUCAACUCAGGUGGCCUUAUGCUUGUAGGUGGGAGUGUAUGUAUAUGAAGAUGUGGAUGUUUUUUAUCAGUCUCCUGUAGAUUAGACAAGGGCAAACAUCAACUUCUUCACCCAUGCUUUGAACUAUCUCGUUCCUAAUUUGUUCAUGGUUAUAAACAUUUCUGUAUAGUUUUUGAUUGGGUUUGUUGGUUUUACGUUCUUCA